This is a messenger RNA of Camelina sativa (false flax), 1868 nucleotides long. The record is from RefSeq and is a predicted model, not a curated record. NCBI's taxonomy places the organism in Eukaryota, Viridiplantae, Streptophyta, Magnoliopsida, Brassicales, Brassicaceae.
GAAGAAAGGUCCAACAUUGCAACAUUAGCAACCAUGGCUAGAUUGGUUCGAAGACUAUGUCCAUCUGCUAAUCAUCCCGAGACUCCUCUAAGAUCAACGACAAUCUCAUCAAAAUGUGCUGCAUGUUAUGAAGCUCAUGAAAAUAAGCAAGUCUACAAGUGUAAUAUGUGCGAUUUGUGUCUCCACGAGGAAUGCAUCGACACUAACAUCCCUUAUCUUCAUGCACACCCUCUCAAGCUCAACGGUAUAAAUUACUUACAGUCAUGUUCUCUUUGCCACACCAUUCCUACUUCAAUAAUUUAUCAAUGUUCACAAUGUUCUUUUCGUAUUUGUAUCCCUUGUGCGAGAAAACCUCUUAUCAUUAGCCAAAGUAAAGCCCAUGACCAUGAACUCCUCCAAAUACCGAUAGAAGUCUCCUUCACUUGUUAUGCGUGUGGGUUGUGUGUUACAGAAUACCCGUAUAUUUGUCUUCAGUGUCUUUUUAUAAUUGAUUUUGGAUGCAUCUACUUACCACGUGUUAUACGCAUCAACAGACACGACCAUCGUAUCUCUCGUGUUUCUUCUCUUGGCCCUGGGAAGUGGAUUUGCGGGGUAUGUUAUGAGCAUGUUAAUGGAGAGUAUGGUGCAUAUUCUUGCUUGGCUUGUUCUUAUGUUGCUCAUUCAAAAUGUGCAACAUCUAUUUAUAGUUGGGAUAGGAUAUUACCACGUGUUAUACGCAUCAACAGACACGACCAUCGUAUCUCUCGUGUUUCUUCUCUUGGCCCUGGGAAGUGGAUUUGCGGGGUAUGUUAUGAGCAUGUUAAUGGAGAGUAUGGUGCAUAUUCUUGCUUGGUUUGUUCUUAUGUUGCUCAUUCAAAAUGUGCAACAUCUAUUUAUAGUUGGGAUAGGAUAGAACUGGAAGGGGUACCCGAAGAAGAAGAAGAAGAAGAAGAAGAAGGAAGAAAACCAUUUGAAGUGAUAGAUCACAACCAAAUCAAACAUUUUAGCCAUGAACACAAUCUGAAGGUAUCGUUAUCAUCAUCAAAACUCGAGGAACCCAGAGAACAUUGCUAUGCAUGCACCAUCCCUCUGUAUUCAGAAUUGUGCUAUAUAUGCACACAAUGUGAUUUUAUUCUUCACGAUGCAUGCGCAAAUCUCCCUCUGAAGAAAAGACAUGAGUAUGGUUCGCGAAAAUUUAAGUUGUCGUAUGCCAAAAGGCAGGACGCCAUACCAUAUUUUAGUUGUGGGGCUUGUCAUCGUUUUUGCACCGGUUUCUCAUAUAUGGAGGAGUACUCUCUAUUUACGAUUGAUGUGCGAUGUGCUUUGAUUUCGGGUGCUAUCAAACAUGAAAGUCAUCCACAUUUGUUAGUUAUAACUCGGGACAUGGUCUCUAAACGGAGGUGUGAUAGUUGUGACUCAGUAUGUUGGUUUUUUCUACGUUGUAGCGAUAUAGAUAAUUGUGGUGGCUACAAUUUAUGCUUUAGAUGUGCUACUUUACCCACAUUGGUAAGACACAAAUACGAUGAUCAUCCUCUUUCCUUAUGCUACAGUGAGAGAAUUGUGAAUGUGAUACUUUGUUGCGGGAUAUGCGAAGAGGAAUUAGAUUCAAAAAGUUGGUUUUACAAAUGCAGUGAAUGUGGCUCAACUCUUCAUACUAAAUGUGUAUUUAAUUAUCUAAUACACUCAAGACCUGGAUAUAGUUUACAGAUGGGUUACUGUGACUCAUUUUAUUUGCUUCCCAACCAUCAUCUCUCUCGGCCUAUUUGCUACUUAUGUAAGACUCGUUGUACGGGUGAUUUUUUUCUAAACCAUAAGGAUGAUACAAAUCUAUUCAUAUGUUGUUCUUGUAAAAUUUACUAAGGGGGUGUUAUUGGAUUGUGGUUUUUAAA